AGAGCCGGUUCCGAGUUGAAGCCGCGAGACCCGGGUAACCCGGUCCAUGCCUCGCCCGCCUACCUUCGCAACACGAGAGAAGGGGUGGUGGUGCUGGUGGUGUGGUAGUGGUAGGGGGGUGGUUGUUGUGUGUGGAGAGAGAGAGAGAGACGCCGCGAAACACCGUAACACCCAACACCGCCCUUGCCUUCCCUUACCCCCGGGUCUUCUUGUUCGCCCGUAAAUAAAUCGCCAGUCGACCGGGUCCCUGUUGGAUGGUGGUCAAAUCGAGCAGAGCCUGCCAGCUGGACACUUGGCCACGUUGAAGCCUGCAUAGCAUCACUCGUGUGUGGAUGCGCUGCUCGUCGGAGGGCGGACAUGAGCUCGUUGAAGCCCAGCGGGCUAAAGGCCCCCAGCAAGAUUGCCAAACCGGCCAGUGCGAUCGCCAGACCCUGCAGAGAUGUUAAAGGUGGAGCGACGUCGGCCCCAUCGGCGCCAUCGUCCCCUCCCGAGUCGGAAUCCGGCAGCGUGGCCGCGGGCAGCGGCGGCGGCGAUGAGUCGGCCUUCGCGGUGGGCGAGCGCGUCUUCGUCAACGGCGCCAAGGCCGGCACACUGCGCUUCCUGGGCCCGACGCAAUUCGCCCCGGGCCGCUGGGCGGGCAUCGAGCUCGAGGAGCCCGUCGGCAAGAACGACGGCUCGGUGGCGGGCGUGCGCUACUUCCAGUGCCGCCCCCUACACGGCGUCUUCACACGGCCCUCCAAGCUGGCACCGACGGCUGGCGAAGGCGAGGCCGCCGAGACCGACGCGUCCCCUAACACCGCGGCGGCCACUACGGCGACGCGAGCAUCUUCCAGCGGCGCCACCCCUCCGUCCUCCUCCUCCGAGGCCGCCACCGUCUCGUCCCCGCAGGUCAUGACCCCGGCAAGCCCGGCGACCCCCAAAAGUAUUCCCACAACGACGACGGGGCCGCCGUCACUGCCGCCGCCGACAGCCAGACCGCCCUCGUCCACACCCGCGUCGAUGAGCAAGAUGACGAGCGGGUCGGUGUCGAACCUGUCGGAAGCCGGGUCGAUGAAGAAGGGCGAGCGGGAGCUGAAGAUUGGCGACCGCGUACUGGUGAGUGGCACGAAGGCGGGCGUGGUGAGGUUUCUUGGCGAGGCGGACUUUGCCAAGGGCGAGUGGUGCGGUGUGGAACUGGAUGAGCCCCUGGGCAAGAACGACGGCUCUGUGGCUGGCACCAGAUAUUUCCAAUGCCAGCCCAAGUACGGCCUCUUCGCCCCGACGCACAAGGUGACGCGAAUUGGCUUCCCGUCCACGACGCCGGCUAAGGCGAAGGCCGGUGGCGCCGUGCCGGGCACCCGGCGCACCGUCAGCUCGGGCAUCGCCGCGCUCAAGCGCAGCCCCAGCGCCUCCUCCAUCAGCACGCUCAGCUCCGUGGCCUCGUCCGUGAGCGCCAAGCCCAGCCGCACCGGCCUGCUAGCGGAGACGUCCGCCCGCUACUCGCGCAAGAUCGCGGGGAACACGGCGCUCCAGGAGGCGCUCAAGGAGAAGCAGCAGCACAUCGAGCAGCUGAUGGCCGAGCGGGACAUGGAGCGCGCCGAGGUGGCACGAGCCACCAGCCAGGUCGGGGAGGUGGAGCAGGAGCUGUCUCUCGUAAGACACGCGCACUCGCAGUUCGUGGUUGAAGCGGAGGAGAAGAUGGACAGCCUGCGGACUCUGGUGGAGGCAGCCGAUCGCGAGAAGGUGGAGCUGCUCAAUCAGUUGGAGGAGGAGAGACGAAGGGUGGAAGACCUGCAAUUUCGGGUGGAGGAGGAAUCCAUUACGAAGGGCGACCUGGAGACUCAAACCAAACUGGAGCAUGCGCGCAUUAAGGAGCUUGAGCAGAGCCUUCUGUUUGAGAAAACCAAAGCCGAGAAGCUGCAGAGAGAGUUAGAAGACUCGCGGGCCGCCACCGUCUCGGAGAAGUCUCGCAUCCUGGAGCUAGAGGCGGAGCUGGAGGCCGCGAGGCAGGGCCUGCCCGGCAAGGCCCUCCCGGCGGACGCGGGCCCUGAAGCGGGCGCCGCGCACGCGGCCGCUGCCGCGGCGCUGAUGGAGGCUCUGCAGGCUGAGAUCAAGGCCCUCAAGGAGCAGCUCGCCGCCGCCAACAAGGACAAGGCGGAGGAGUGGCGAGCGGCGAAGGCCCUCCAGGAGAGUCUCGAUGCGGCCCUGAGCGAGGCCGAAGCCCUCAAGAAGGCCCACGCCGAGGCCGAGUCUCUCCGCCGGGAGCUGGCCGCGACGACCAGUGAGGUGCAGCUGUGGAAGGAACGCCUCGAGGCGGUGGAGGCCGCGCACCGCCAGGCCCUGGAGGACGCCGCGAGCCGCUCGGCCGCCCCGGGAGCCGAAGCGGCGGCGGCGCUGGAGGCGCUGAAGGGCGAGCGUGUCAAACUGGAGCGGGAGAGCGCCGCGCACCUCAGGGAGAAGGAGGAGCUGAAGGCGAAGCUCGGAGAAGCGCUGAAGGGGCGCGAGAGCGAGGUGGAGCGCGUGAAGCAGCAGCUGGAAUUGGCCGGCACCCAGCACAUGCUGGAGCUCGAGGAGAUGCUGACGAAGCUCUCGCAGGCCGAGGACAAGCUCAAGGAGGCCGAGAAGACGGACACGGAGAAGCAGGCGUUGCAGAGCCGCGUGUCAGAGCUCGAGGCGAAGUGCCGCGAGUGUGAGAGGCUGGCGGAGGAGACGGAGGCUUCCCACAAGGAAAACGAGGCCCUGCGGGGGAAGCUGACCGCGGCCCUGAGCACGUGCAGCGCCGUGGAGGCCGAGAGACUGUCUGCUGGCGACAAGGCCGGAGAGCUCGCUGAGAAGUUGCAAGUGAUGGACAGAGAGCUGCAGGGCCUGCGCCAGAAGGUUUCAUCUCUCAGUGACGAUAGGGGCCAGCUGCAACAGAAACUGUCUGCGCGGAUGGAAGAAAUAAAGUCUGCGACCGAAAAAGGAAGCAGCCUGCAACAAACUAUUGAAGAACUGGAAGGAAAGGUGAGCUCGCGGGAGGAGCAGAACUCAGGGCUGAGCGUCGAGCUCCAGCAAGUGAAGACUGAGUUGUCCGCGCUGGAGCGUAAGGUGCACUCGGGGGAGGAGAAGGCCGAGCAGCUCGCGCGAGACAAGCAGAAGCUGGAGGAGGACAUCGCCCAGAUGAUCCAGUCUUCCGGAGACAGCUCGGCACAGCUCACAAAGAUGAACGAUGACAUCAGGAAGAGAGACAAGCAAGUGGAGGAGCUGCAGGCUAGCCUGGCGCAGGAGCGCGAGUUGGCGGCCAGUGUUUCCGAGAAGCUGCUCGAGUUGGAACGCGGGGCCCAGACGAGCGCGAAGAAGGCGGAGGAGACGCACUUGGCUGAGGUCAACGCUGCCAAAGCCUCCAUUGCCGGCCUGGAGGCGGAGGUCUCGCGAGCGGAAGCCCUCGGGAAGGAGGAGGCCGAGCGUCUGAAGAGAAAUACGCAGAAUGUGCAGGAAGCCCUAGAGGAGGUGCAGCGGAGCUUGACUGAGAUGACGGCUCGUGCAGAGCAGUCCGAGCGCGAGGUGCAGAUUCUGGGGACGCAGGUGGAGAGCGGGAAGUCGCUAACCGUCGAGCUAGCCUCUGCGGAGGCCGAACGCGCGCGCCUGUCGCACGAGCUAGACGCCUUGCUCUCGAGCCACGGCGCGGCAGUGGCCGAGCGAGACUCGCUCGCCUCCGAAAAGGAAUUGACGUCGAGCCGGCUCGCCGACCUGCAAGCACGCUGCGUCUCGCUGUGCGGGGAGCUAGACGCGGCGCGGGCAGGGCAGCGGGAGCUCUCGCUGGGCCGCGACGCCCUGCUCGAAGAGAAGGAGGCUCUGAUCGCCGAGGGCCGGAGGCUCGAGGCCGAGGCCGCGUCCCUGCGGCAGGACCGUGACGCGCUCGGGGAGCGAGUGGAGAAGGACCGGCAGAUCGGAGAAUCGGUCGCGGCGGAGGCGGCGAUUGUGACGGAGGAGCGGGACGGGCUGAGCGAGGCUCUGCGGGAGGAGAAGGAGAGGCGUGGCGCCCUUGAAAAUGAAGUGGAGAGCUUGAAGGCCGCACUGGCGGAAAUGAAGGGUCAAGUCGAAGCUGGAAGAUCUGAAGCCGGCAGUCUGGCAGAGGAGAAGAAGAAGCUGUCAGAAGAGCUCGGCGACUCUCGAUGCAAACAAACCGAGGCGGAUGCCCUAGCGCGGCAGUUGCAAAGCGUUGUUGAGCAGCAGGCAAUCGACCUGACAACGGCACGCACGAGCAACACGCAGCUCAAGGGUGAGGCUGAAACGCUGGCGGCUGCCGUCGAGGACUUGAAAAGCGGCAAAUUGCGUGCGGAAUCGGAACGGGAUGAGCUGCUAGCGUCAUCCGAACGGCUUCGGAGCGAGCUCAGCUGCACCAAAGAAGAUGUCGCCAAACUCGAGGCGGAGAAGGAACGUGGUGCGGGCCUUCUGCAGGACACCCGGGGUGGUCUGGAGGUCGCCGAGAACGAGAGAGACGCAUUGAAAGAGGCAGUGAAGGCAGGCAAAGCCGAAAACGAGUCGCUGAGACUGGAGAGCGAACGCGUGUCGGCAGAGAACGGGCGGCUCGCGCGCAUGCUGGAGGAGCUGCGGAGCGACAGCAAGGUGACGGACUCGGAGCGCGCGGCCCUCCUGCAGGAGCGCGAGAGCCUCGUCUCUCGCCAGGAGGAGCUGCUGGCCACUCAGCGGCGCCAGGACACGGAGAACGCCACGCUGCAGCAAGACGGGGAGGAGAUGCGCAAGCAGGCGGCGUCUCUGCGCGCCGAGCUAGAAGCGAUGGCUGGGAGACAGCGGGAAGCGGCGCUGGAGAGAGAGGAGAUGGCCGCCAAACAGAAGGAGGUCGAGUCGGAGUGUAACGCGUUGAAGAAACAACGGGACUUGCUGGCGGAAGAAAAGGCGUCUCUCGAAGCGAACGUGUCUUGCCUGAGUAGGGAUUUGGAAGACGCGGUCGCUAAGCAUCAAAGCGAUUCGGCCAGGGAGCAGGAGCUGAUCUCUAAGCAGGAGGAAAUGAUGCUGGCGCAGUCCGAGCUGGCGACUCGGCGUGAUGAUCUGUCGAAGGAGAACGAGGAGCUUCAAGAUCUGGUGUCGGCUCUGCGCAAAGACCUGGACGACGCAGCCUCGAAGCAACGGGAAAUGGCGACGAGGCAGCAGGAGUCCGACGCCAAAUGCGAGAAGCUCGACACGGAGCAGCAGCGGCUCACGAAUGAGUACAACGCUCUGCUGAGCUGCAACGCUCGGUUGCGGGACGAGACGUCGGGCUUAAGGAAAGACCUAGAGGAGGCCGGCAUCUUGCAACGGGAGGCGGCUGCAAGAGAAGGGGAGCAUAUCGCAAAGUACGAAGCGCUCGCUGCGAAACUGGAGGAGGUGGGAGCGGAGUGUGAAUCUGCGAGCAAGGAAAACUCGGAGCUAAAAGAGGAAGUUGUCGCGCUGGUGAGGGCUGCCGAGGAGGCGGACCUAACCCGACGGGAGAUCGUCGCCGCGCAGCAGGAGGGGGCCGGCAAGCAACUCGAGCUGAUCUCCAAGCAGCAGGAGCUGGAGGCUGAGCGUGAACGGCAGGCGGAGGAGAUGGCGCGGCUGCGCGAGGAAGCGUCGUCACUUGGCGAGCGGUUGGAAGAGGCCGCCACGGGCCGCGAGCGGGCGACCGCCGAACGGACGCGGCUGGAGGAGGAGCGCGGGCGACUCGAGGGCCGCUGCUCGGAGCUUGGCGAGCUGGCCGCGGCUCUCCGCAUCGAAAUCGCGGAGGCGGCCGCGAAGAGGGAGCAGGCGGAGUCGCUUUGGCGGGAGGUCGAGGCGAGGGAGGCGGCGCUGGCGGAGAAGCGGCGGAACGCGGAGGGGGAGCGCGACGCGUCGGCCGGGGAGUGCGCAGAGCUGCGCGCCCUCGUCGCUUCCCUGCGGAGCGAAACGGAGGGGGCGGUGGCGGAGAGGGAGCGACAGGAGGGCGACGCGCGCGAGCGGGAGCGGGCUGCCGUCGCGAAGGCGCUGGAUGAAGAGAGGGGAUGCUGGCUGAAGAAGGAGGAGGACACGGCAGCGCAGUUGAAAGAACUCGAGUUGAUGUGCUCUGCCAAAUCGGCGCAGGCAGAGGAGUCGCUUAAAGCCAAUGAAGAGCUCCUGCAGAAGCUGAGCAAGCUGCAGGGUGAGAGAGAGGCCCUGGCGGAGACAAAUGCCAGCAUCUCCACGACCUUGCAGAAGACCAACGAUGCCAACAACAGAUUGACCCAGGAGCUGGAGAGACUGAAGCAGCUGAGUCAGCAGGAGCGAGAGACGGGGAGAGAGCGCGACGAUGGCAGCAACCAGAGGAUUGUGGGGCUCACCGCUCAGCUCGAAGAAUUGAGGGCAAGCGUGUCCCAGAAGGAAGCGCAGCUGUCUGGACUGAAGCAAGAGAAAGAGAGGCUGGUGUCAGAGCUGGCACAGGUGAAGCAGGGCGAGCUGGUCGGCCAGAAGCAGCUUGACGAGGAGAAAUCGACUCUCAAUCAGCAGCUGCUCGACAUGAAAAGAAGGCUGAAAAAAGUCAACCCCAAGCUCCUCCCAUGCAAUGCUCCAAGAGAGUCGACCCUGGUGGCCGAGUUUGAGGAGGAGCGCUCGUCGCUGCGCAAAACCCUGGACCUGACAUCGAGCAAGAUCUCCGGGAGGGACCGCGAGCUGGACAAGUUGAAGACCGAGCUGUCAGCCCUGCGCGGUGCGGGCAACGCGGCGCUGGACCUGCAGAGCACGGUGCAGGCCCUGGAGACGGAGAAAGCCAGACUGGAGCAGAAGGUGCGGAGCCUGGAGUCGGCGCUCGGCGAGACCAAGAGGAAGCUCGACACUCAGCCCAUCGCCGCCUCCACAGACGCCGCAGCCACCAAGGCGGCUCGGCAAGACGCGGACGACGAGGAGGACGAUGACGACAUCAGCAGCCAGCAAAUGGUGGAUUUCCUCAACUCGGUGAUCGUGGAGCUGCAGAGGAAGAACGAGGACCUCCAGUCGCAGCUGGAGAGGUUGGCCCAGGCAGCCGUGAAUGGGAAUGGCGCCGCCGGUCAGGGGGACAGCGCUGAAGAGCCGGAGGAGGGCCGCCGCCAGGUGGCGCCGCGUCUCUUCUGCGACAUCUGCGACUGCUUCGACCUGCACGACACGGAGGACUGCCCCACGCAGGCCCAGCCCGAGGAAGAGCCGCCCCACUCGGCCCACCACGGCGAGCGGCACGCCAAGCGGCCCUACUGCGGCAUUUGCGAGUCGUUUGGCCACACCGCCGAGCAAUGCAACGACGACGAGACGUUCUAGAGACGGCCGAGUACGCCUUGCCCAGCUUGCCCCCAUUCCCCCGCCCUCUCGUACCGCUCUCACCGUGGCCACCGACCCCAUCCGCCUCCCACUUUUCAUGGCGUACCAACAAACGCGUGUCUUCUCUCCGAACGGACGACCUCAUCGCUUCGUUAAUUGCUUUUUCAGUCCAUCCGCUCGUUACCCUUUCCCGCCCUCUCCUGCCCUUCCCUUCCCUCCGGCCUCCUCCGUGUGCUCCCCUACCCCAAACUUCCCCCGCCCACCACCUCUUACUCGCUCCCCUCCACUCCUUCCCUGCUUCAUCCCCUCCUCCCUCCCCCCACAACCACAAUCGUCUCUCAGUUUCCAAACUCACCACCGUCGCUCUCAACCACCAACUCAAUUCUCACCUCUACUCACCACCACCACCACCACCUCCACUCUCACCACCACGAAUUCUCAAUACCCCCGCCCCUCCUCCCUCUCCUCCCUGGCUAGGGAGGUGUGGGGGGAGAUGAAAGGAGGGUGGGUUUUAUGCUCAUAGGUCACCGUGGCAACUUCAGGGCAACCGCCACCUACGAUUGCCACCGGCAAUGCAUUAAACUAUGAGCUCCGUCGUUAUGCCAGAGUGGCGUAGAUUGAGAAGAGUUCAGCUCAUCCGGACAGAGGUUGUCGAGCGCUGUGUGGCGUUCGAUGAGCAGUGACUGAUGCACAGAGCUCCGCAUUUUGGCAACUAGAUGACGGCAAAGCGAUAGUUGCUGGUGACAAUUUGCCGGUGACGGUUAUCCGAACACGUGUCAUGACCUUGCAGGGGUUAUUAAGGCGACGUUUCAGGCAACGGCCCUUCUUCAUAGCACGCAACAUAAUUUGUGUAACCAUUGUCGAAAAUUCGUCCGGUUUUAAAUAUUUCAAUGUCCUUUUUGAAGGCAACGUUAUUGACGAAUGCGUUGAUCUGUUCGUUGUUUGUUCAAUUGCCCCUUGUGCACCACUGCCAAAGCAGUAUCGCCAAAUAAUGUUUCGUUUUGUCGGGGUCACUGUAUAUAUGCAUUUGCGGCGUUCGUUGUCACGCGCGCCGGUCUAAGCACGCUCGGCGCCACCUUCCUCGCGUUGUGCGACACUGGGGGAGGUGGGACGGAGGUGGGACGCCUCCCCCUGUGCACACGCACGCGCGACGGGACACGGCACCAAAGGGGAGGAGGAGGGCGGGGAGUCUCGGGUGUCUUUGUGCGUCGGUGGUUCCCUCUGCAGCCGUUCGAUGCGCCUGCACGCGACCGUUUUGCGCGCGUUUUCCUGCUCGCACAAGCGCUCGGAUGACCACCUGCGGCACUUUUGUUUUCAUUUAAUUUUCUACGCGCAUUUUUGUUUUUGUUUUGGGUUUUUUUUACCUUCAGCAGGUGGGGGGGGGGUGGGGUCCUGAAUUUCAAUCAGCUGCUCCGUUCAUGAAGCCUUAAAUUCUGCACGAGAAAAAAAACCACAUUCUACGGCUUACGCCCCUGAAACCCGUAAUAAAAUUUUAGAAAUGUAUAUAUAUACUUGAGGAGUGGUUUAACAUCAAACUGUAGCUCCUGCACCAAUGAUUGUAGUCAUUUUUCCGUCGUAAAUCUGUCCGGCGCCGGAAAGAAACUGUUAAUCUCAUUCGAAGGAGCGGGGCCGUUCUCGUAAAUCAACCGCGGCUCAAUUUUCACGUGGAAUCCAUGGUGGGGGUGAGGCCGGGGGAGAAACGGGACCUCUGGAGCGCGAGUAUCGCUCGCCGCUGCUGCCGCUGCUGCUGCUGUUGUUAUUAGCUUGAAUUGAGAUGAUGAGCGAGCGAGCACAAUCACAGGUGCCCGCGCCGGAGCGCGAGGCCGUAAACUACCCGACGCACUUGGAGGGCGCGGGCGCGGGCGCUGCCCGCACCGCCCCUUGUCGCGAACCCGCACGCCAAAUUGUGUCGUCGACGCCUUCCUACGCCCGGCUCUGCAACAACAAUCUUUUUCUCCUUAUUUAUUCGCUGCCUUCCUCGGCCCGUCGAGUUUAUCGGAGCGGUCAUCGUCAGCGGCAUCUUUCCGCGUGAAGACACGAAGUGGGCGCGAGGUUUUUUUUGUCGUGUUUUUUUUUUUAAAACCAAACUUAGUCAUGGUCAAGGUGCAGCGCUGGAAUUGCUUUUGCUUGCGCCACUGCUGGCGGAGCGGUCUCCACUCGCGGGGAACUUGAGCGAAGGGUUAACCCCCUCCUUUCCUUUCUGGAGGGUAACUUUGGCCGACUCGCCCCCUCCCCUUGGCGCACCUCCGAUUAUCACGUGCCCGUCACGUACGGUGCGACAGAAGUUCAGCAUGCGGGACACCACUUUGGCCCAUUCUGCUGCGACCUUCCCUUGCGAUGAAGACGUAAAUGCUUGGGACGCAUACCAGAGGGUGUGCAGUGUAAUGUAACAACAUUUUCGACAGGGGACGGCUGCUGAAGUUGACGUCGUAAGAAACCACUUUUCCCCAGUUCCCUUCGGUCGCCUCGCAAUUCACGCCAGGGUGGCGAUGAUGCGCCCUCGGUGUGACCGACGCACGGCAGUCGAACAAAACAAAACAAAAAAAAAA
Messenger RNA from Petromyzon marinus (sea lamprey), 9788 nucleotides. The record is from RefSeq and is a predicted model, not a curated record. NCBI's taxonomy places the organism in Eukaryota, Metazoa, Chordata, Hyperoartia, Petromyzontiformes, Petromyzontidae.